AUGGCGUUGCGUGCGUUCUGUUCGAAACCGAACACAAUCUCUGUUGUGGGUGGAGCCCACUCACGUCUGAUCAACGAGGGAGGUCGGGUCACACUGACCUGUUGUAUGCCCGGGGUGAGCAACGGACAUGAUCACGAGCAACUGAUUUGGGUUGGACCGAGUGGAGAGGAAUUGGCCAAUCAUUUCUCAACUCCGCACACACGCACUGAGCAUUUCGCCUAUUCGGUGCCGGAUUUCAGGUCACCAAAUCACUUGGUUACCCUGCUUGUGAUUCAAAACUUUCGUAUGGAAGAUGCCGGUGAGUACACCUGUCGUAAAGCCAAUCCAAAACACACAGUGGAACCUGUGAGUGUUAGUGUCAUUCCAAGACCGCGUCUGCUAGCCGAAUUCAUCCCUCUGGCUUCAACCCAUCCCGAGGAUUCCGGAUCGGCCGUAGUGGCUGGACGUCCCGUGUUUGUUGUGCUCGAGGAAGGUCGCAGUGGUCAACUCACCUGUCGCCGAAAUCCGCAGUUUCGACCUGAUCAAGUACAAAUCACGUGGUAUUUUCAAGGUCGCCAGCUAAUUGCACCGUCUAUGGCCAUACCUAGACCAAAACACUUGUUAUCCAUUGGGAAUCAGAAUCCAUCAAGCAGACCGAACGGCAGCCCACUAACUCAAGCCGAAUUGGAAUUAGCUCAGUUGGAGAAGGAAAAACAAUUGCUUGAGGCCAGCCGAAGAGUUGGGGUUGUCGGCGAUCGACCCGUAUCGCUUGAUCCAGCCGAAUUGGGGAUCAGCAUUCUAGACGAUGGACAGGUUUUAAGCAUACGCAAAGCUGAAAGCCGACAUUCUGGAACAUAUCUGUGCAAGGCGGAAGCAUUCAAUCCGGCCUGGACUCCUGACCGCAGUCCAUUCGAUCCACCUUCGUACGAGAGUGGUGCAGUUGAGGCUCCAAUGCUUGUCCAACUUCAAGCUAUCCGAGGUAUUGUGUUCUCGCCACCCCGCAUGUUGCCCGGCAGUCCUUCUGAAGUGAACCCGACCAAGUUACACGAGCCAGGCUACCGUCAAAAGCAAUUCAAACGUGACUCUUGGGCAAAGAGCGGAAUGAUUCCCGGAGAGCGUUAUUACAUGCAACCAUUGAGGAGGACAAAGUACGAUCAAUCUUUUGAGGCCAGUCGGACCUUCUUUAGACAAAUGAAACCGGUUGCUCAAGAAGGUGGUCAAUUAGUAUUGGAGUGUCAGGCUCGAGGGAAACCAACACCUCAGUUGUUGUGGUAUCGCGGAGGGAUGGGAACAAACAUGUUGAUUGAUUCCAAGGCGGUCACUUUCGAUCAGCGUAUCAAGGAAGCGUUGCAACACUUGCCGUUGGCUGAUGUACAGCGUCAACUUGGAAUUCUGAUUGCAGACAGUAAUCGAUUGUAUCCUGCAAUAGCCAAGGCAGAUCCACUUAACGAGCGUGCUCAAAUGGUGAAUGAAAACGGUCAAUUGCCGAUUGAAGGAAUGGUUGGUGAAAUGACCACACACAAACUAGGUCGAUUUGAAAUGUCUGUCGGGACUCGGAGGGAUGAUACCGGCGAUCCGGUUAUCACGGUUUCUAGACUGACAAUCAACCAUUUGCAACCAUCAGAUGCCACUCGGUACACAUGUCUUGCAUUACUUGACUUGGGACAGUACGGUGGAAGUGGAAAUUAUACGGACGUUGGCAGCAUCCUGCCUGAUGUCAUUAUGAAUCCACGAAUUAUCAAAUACGGCACACAACUACAUGCGACCGGUUAUCCUGGCGAGAACGCCACCUUGACAUGUGAAGCGUACGGUGGUUUGGACAAUCCGCAGGGAUUACGCAUUCAUUUUCUCCGUGGCCCGAAUGUGCCACGUUUGAUCAAAUCUUUGGGUAGUGCCCGCGAGAAACCCGAACAGGAUGACUCUUUUGAGGUCUCCAAUCUGUUGGGCAUGGCUACCACGGCACCGUCCGCACUGAUGUUCCAGAGUGGUCCAACAAUCACCGAGAGUUCGCUCUACGGAACACCAGUCGGUUACGGUGAACCGGCCGUGGGCGCCGAUGAAGUGGACCGUGGUGUGGAAGUGGUCAUGCCGGAUAUGGAUCCAAGACAUCAUUUGAGCAAAACGGUGGAUCCACACAACCCUUAUGUCAGCAUUUUACAAUUGAAUAUUACAGAUCUAAAACCGGAAGAUAACUCCUAUUACGCGUGUGAAGUGCUGGCCGGACCUCAUUGGCGUGCGAUUACACCAACCGCACAUGAAGGGGCCGGUCGAUUGACCGUGUGGUUCGCCCCGGUCGAUGUGGGACCACGAUCUGUGACUCGGUCGGCUGGUGAGGAAUCAGGCACGGCCAGUGUGAGUACGGAAAUGGACGGGACCAAUAAAAGUGUUGUUUACGGUCUUUCUCAUGUUCCGUCGAAAUUGGCCUGCCAAGCGCACGGUCAACCUCCGCCGACUUGGGUUUGGCAUGGCCCCCAAACCGGACCGGACAUACCACUGGGUGCAGCUAACGGGCCAGAAGGAUAUACCCGGGUUGACUAUCAGGAUGGCGAAUGGUCCGUUAGUGAGCUGAGUGUUCCGGCCAGCUAUCGAAAUGUCGGCGUUUUCGGCACCUAUUCGUGCAUCGCUUCCAAUCGCCUCGGCUCGGCCACUGGUCUGAUUCGACUGAAAAUGGCCACACACCCGGAUAAGCCAACCCUGAGAGCUUGUAAUGUUGAAGCUCAGGUCAUUGAGCUGUGUGUAGAUCCACCCAAGGAUACUGGCGGAUUACCUCUCACUCAUUAUGAAUUGCUCAUUCAAACGCAUCCACAAGGUGGAUUUUAUGGACCAUUUGCUUACUUGCCGGGUAGACGAUUAGUUCGUUUACCCCAUCUGAUACCUGGCUACUAUUAUCGAUUUGCAUUGUCGGCGGUUUCGGAUGCUGGGAGAGGACCGAAUGCAUAUUUGGAAGUUACAACAAACAAACUAUCCACGCCAGCAAUCAAAAUGCUCACAGCGCAAGAGUACAUCGAACCGAACGCGUACAAUGUGCACUGGAAGACGUCCGGGGCAAGUGGACCGGAUAUUAAGCAGUACAAGAUCAGUGUGAGGCCGGUCGAAGUGGAUUAUUCAAUGGGUGAAGUCUCCGGUCGACCUGUCGGUGGUUGGACAGAGUACGCGGUUGUUAAUCCACGUUGCACGCAACCAGCCGGCGAUUCCGAUAACUAUCCCGUUUGUGAAUACCGGGUGGAGAAUUUGCAACCGGACAGAGCAUACGAAUUGGAAUUGUCUGCCCAAACUGCAGGCGGUUUUGCUCAAGCUCAGCGAAUUAUUUUCCGUACAUCAUCCGCCAACGGAGCUAGUGGGCGCAUGUUGAAUAUGCCGUCCUACUUACGACAGACUGCAGGUAACAAAGGCAAUAACAUCGCGGUUGUCCAUUCAUUCUUCUGUCUAUGUGUUUCGUUCAACGUACUCUACCAGCUCACAUCCUGA
Molecule: messenger RNA, 3447 nt
Organism: Echinostoma caproni
Lineage: Eukaryota; Metazoa; Platyhelminthes; Trematoda; Plagiorchiida; Echinostomatidae
Source: the annotation of a GenBank genome assembly